Messenger RNA from Ahaetulla prasina, 2082 nucleotides. Its product is annotated as endogenous retrovirus group 3 member 1 Env polyprotein-like. The coding region runs from base 1 to 2082 and encodes 693 amino acids. The record is from RefSeq and is a predicted model, not a curated record. The transcript has a single exon. NCBI's taxonomy places the organism in Eukaryota, Metazoa, Chordata, Lepidosauria, Squamata, Colubridae.
AUGAGUACCAGUAGCCCAAGGAAAAAGGUACAGGUGCGUCCCACACAAAAGACGGACGACACCUGUUCGCCCUGUAUAACAAAAGCCAAAAUAGGACAGAUGCUUAUCAACACCUUAGUCUACCAUACACAGGCUCCUAGGAAUUGUAAACCCAUGAAACAGAACUGUGUGCAUAACAAAACUAUGUACAGUUACUGUAAAGAAAACCAGAAGCUAGUUUGUUAUAAUCCCUCAACACCCAUUCGCCUUAACUUUACAUUAUAUACCGGAUUGCCAAAAGCAUGGUAUAGACCAGAGCCAGAGGGAGGCGGAAGGCUGUUUUAUAUUAAUCAUACCACAGUCCUAAAAGGUAAUAACCGCCCGGCCGUACUGAUGUUUGAUGCCUGUAAAGCGCUCUCAUAUGGAUAUGGUUCCAAAUGCGGGUCAGAAGCGUGGGUAAAAACGUAUUAUUUCAACCACAAGUUUCUGUGUGGGGUAAACACCAAGGGUUGGCAUGGUAAUCCAGACCAAUGGUUACCGUGUGGAGGAACCACACAAUGUACAGGGUGGGCAUGUGUAUGCGACUACACUGGAGGUGGCUACAAAGGAUGUCCACACGUCUUGUCCUUCCGUAGGGGAAAUGGGAACAUCAUAAUAAUGGAACUGGCACAAUCGUAUCCAUCUAUGAUGAGCUAUGCUUUUGGGAUAGACGGCCAGGGCAGGGAUCCCCAGACGUAUUUGACUAUUAAGGUUGAAACUGUGUAUGAAGGACAGGUCAAAUCACUAGGGUGGACAAUAUAUGAUAAGCUCAGGGAAAUGGAAAAGAACCCAGUGGAUAUCAGUCCCUAUGCUAGAAACCUGUUUAUAGAGAUGGCAGAGGAUAUAGCCAAGACCCUAACAGUUAAGAACUGUUUUGUGUGUGGAGGUACUAACAUGGGGGAACAAUGGCCCUGGGAAGCAACAGAGGCAGCCCCCUCAAUGUAUAAUAACAUGUCAGUAGCAGGAAACAUCACAGCCAGACAUGAGAGCCAGGACAUCAUCUGGACGCUGACUACAAACCUGGUAGGAAACAAUUGUUUUACUCGCAAUGGGACCACUAAGGUAGGAGACCUGAUAUGUCUUGGUUCCUGGGAUAUAACCUAUACAAGAUGGCAAUCACCAGGUAACUCGUCACAGCCUGACAAGUUCAAUACCACCUUUCUAUCUUACCUCAAUCCAUCCGACCCAUCUAAUAUAUGGAAGGCCCCAGAAAACAUGUAUUGGAUUUGUGGACGGCUGGCUUAUGAACAGCUUCCCUUUAAUUGGUCAGGCUCCUGCAUUCUAGGCUGGAUUAAGCCAUCAUUUUUCCUUUUACCCAUUCAAGCGAGACAAGUAUUGGGGGUACCAGUAUAUGAACAUCUGGGACAAAGGACUAAAAGAGGCUUAUUUCCAGCCUACAAAAUGGAUGGAACACACCCUGAUUCACCAUUUUCAUCCUUCCCAUGUAAAAAUCUAGCAGAAUAUGAGGAAAAAGACACCUCCGAUUUGCAAUUCUGGACCAAUGAGAGAAUUGUAUGUACUUAUGGUAGAGCAACAUGGGCCGAGGAUGGAUCCUGGGGCUACCGGACUCCUGUCUAUUUGUUAAACCGUCUCAUACGUUUGCAGGCAAUAUUAGACAUGGCUGGCAUACGAAUCAGCACUGCCCUCAACGUGCUAUCAGAUACCACAGAUAGAUUAAGGACAGCAGUAUACCAAAAUAGACUAGCCUUGGACUACAUUCUAGCCAAAGAAGGAGGAGUAUGUGGUAAAUUCAAUCUGUCUAACUGUUGUCUGCAGAUCGAUGAGACAGGUACAGUAAUCAAGCAGUUAACCACUGAGCUAAGACAGCUUACAUAUAACCCCGACCAAGUAUGGCACAAAGGAGUGAAUCUCAAGGAAGUCUUCGGUAGUUGGUUCCCGAAAUUACCUGGCUUGCAGGCAAUCAUGGCCCUCAUAGGCCUUAUUGCAGCUGGUUGUGUCCUCAUUCCUUGUGUACUACCAAUCUUUGUACGCACUAUAUCCAACAGCUUAUCCUUGAUAGCCAAAAGAAACGCUACGGCUCAGGUAUGGCCAUGUGGCAGCUAG